Messenger RNA from Phoenix dactylifera (date palm), 2538 nucleotides. RefSeq names its product conserved oligomeric Golgi complex subunit 4. NCBI's taxonomy places the organism in Eukaryota, Viridiplantae, Streptophyta, Magnoliopsida, Arecales, Arecaceae. The record is from RefSeq and is a predicted model, not a curated record.
GGCCGAAAAAUAAAAUAAAACCCCUUCCUGAGUCCCAACCGACCGGUGGAUCUCCGAUUUCUCUCUCUCUCUCUCCCUCUGUUCUCUAUCAUUUUCCGAGUGAGCCAUCGGCCAUGGCGGUCGUCUCCCCCAUGGCACCGGCGUCCCUCCCAGAUCCGGAGAAGGACCCCUCCGAUUCCGAUCCGCCGGCUGAACCCCCGUCCUCCUCGGUGGACUUCGGGAGCCCCGAGACCUUUGCCCAGAUACGCUCUCUCACCGACGUGGGCGCCAUGACCCGCCUCCUCCACGAGUGCAUCGCCUAUCAGCGCAGCCUCGACGUCCGCCUCGAGUCCCUCCUUGCCCAGCGCCCCGAUCUCGACCGCCACCUCCUCUCCCUCCACCGCUCCUCCCACCUUCUCGACCUAGCCCGCUCCGAAGCCGGUCUCCUCUUCUCUUCCGUCCGGUCCACCGCCGAACUCGCCGACCAGGUCAGCCGAAAGGUCCGCGAGCUAGACCUCGCCCAGUCCCGCGUCCACUCCACUCUCUCUCGCAUCGACGCCAUCGUCGAGCGCUCCCACUGCCUCGAUGGCGCCCGCCGCGCCCUCGACUCCGAGGACUUCGAAUCCGCCGCCCGAUUCGUCCAGACCUUCCUCCAGAUCGACGCCCGCUUCCGCGACUCCGCCUCCGACCACCGCGAUCAACUCCUCGAAUGCAAGCGCCAACUCGAGUCCAUCGUCCGCCGCCGCCUCGCCGCCGCCGUCGACCAGCGGGACCACCCCUCCAUCCUCCGCUUCGUUGGCAUAUUCCCUCCUCUCGGCCUCCAAGAAGAGGGCCUCCAGAUCUACGUCUCCUAUCUCAAGAAGGUCAUCGCCCUGCGAUCCCGCCUCGAGUUCGAGCACCUCACCGAGCUCGCCGACCAGCAGAGUGGUCGCGCCUCCCCUAAUCCAGGUCAGGACCAGGUCAACUUCGUCGGCUGCCUCACCAAUCUCUUCAAGGACAUCGUCCUCGCCGUCGAGGAGAAUGACGAGGUCCUCCGGAGCCUCUGCGGCGAGGACGGGAUCGUCUACGGCAUCUGCGAGCUCCAGGAGGAGUGUGACUCCCGGGGAACCCAGAUCUUGAAGAAGUACAUGGAUUUCAGGAAGCUUGCUCGCCUUGCCUCCGAGAUCAACUCCUACAGCAAGAACCUGCUCUCUGUCGGAGCCCCCGAAGGCCCUGAUCCGAGGGAGGUGGAGAUGUACCUGGAGGAGAUUCUGGCACUGACCCAGCUCGGGGAGGAUUACACUGAAUUCAUGAUAUCCAAGAUCAGGGGACUCGGUUCCAUCGACCCUGAGCUUGGGCCAAGGGCCACCAAGGCCUUCAGGAGCGGGAGCUUCAACAGGGUGGUGCAGGAUCUUACCGGUUUCUAUGUGAUCCUGGAGGAGUUCUUCAUGGUCGAGAAUGUCAGGAAGGCUAUCAAGAUCGACGAGCCCGUGCCUGAUAGCCUCACGACCUCAAUGGUGGACGAUGUGUUCUAUGUGCUGCAGAGCUGCUGCAGGAGGGCGAUCUCGACCUCCAGUAUCAAUUCAGUGUUUGCGCUGCUGAGUGGGGCGAUGAACCUGCUGAGUAAUGAGUACCAGGAAGCACUCCAGGAGAAGAUGAGGGAGCCUAACCUGGGUGCGAAGUUGUUCUUGGGGGGUGUUGGAGUGCAGAAGACCGGGACAGAGAUUGCCACUGCUUUGAAUAAUAUGGAUGUGAGUGCAGAGUAUGUUCUGAAGCUCCGGCAUGAAAUCGAGGAGCAGUGUGCAGAGGUGUUCCCAGCACCUGUUGAUCGAGAAAAGGUGAAAUCCUGUCUAUCAGAGCUAGGUGAGAUAAGCAGUGUCUUUAAGCAAGUCUUGAAUGCUGGAUUGGAGCAACUGGUGGCAACUGUGUCGCCCCGCAUCCGUCCCGUGCUGGACGGCGUGGCAACCAUCAGCUAUGAGCUUAAUGAUGCUGAGUACGAGGAAAAUGAGGUGAACGACCCAUGGGUGCAAAAGCUUCUUCAUGCAGUCGAGACCAACAUGGUGUGGCUGCAACCAGUGAUGACGUCCAACAACUAUGACUCAUUUGUCCACCUGAUGAUUGAUUUCAUUGUGAAGAGGCUCGAAGUCAUCAUGAUGCAGAAAAGAUUUAGCCAGCUGGGUGGCCUCCAACUUGAUAGGGAGGUGAGGGCGUUGGUUAAUCAUUUCUCGGAGAUGUCGCAGAGACCUGUUCGAGACAAAUUUGCCCGGCUCUCCCAGAUGUCGACCGUUCUAAACUUCGAAAGGGUGUCUGAAAUUUUGGACUUCUGGGGGGAGAAUGCAGGACAUAUGACAUGGUUGCUCACUCCUGCGGAGGUGAGAAGGGUGUUGGGCCUUAGAAUUGACUUCAAACCUGAAUCAAUCGCUGCUCUCAGGUUGUAAAUUCAUAGUUUCAUUUUUGCUGCAUUUUCUUUUGAUGUUUUCGUUUUGAUUUUAUGUUCGUUUACUUUACUCAUUGGAAAAGAUGUAAUGAUACACCAGGAACUCAGAAUGUUCUUUCAAUCUCUAUUUAAUUGAUGCCAAA